Molecule: messenger RNA, 1557 nt
Organism: Caenorhabditis remanei
Lineage: Eukaryota; Metazoa; Nematoda; Chromadorea; Rhabditida; Rhabditidae
Exons: 5
Coding region: 1-1557 (518 amino acids)
Molecular function (GO): steroid hydroxylase activity; heme binding; iron ion binding
Source: RefSeq, a predicted model, not a curated record
AUGAUUUUAGUACUACUUACUGCUAUUCUACUGGGUAUUUUUACUUAUUCCGUAUGGGUUUGGUCAUAUUUCAUCCGGAAAGGAAUCAAGGGACCACGUGGGUUCCCAGGGAUCGGGAUGUUGAUUCAAACAAUUGAUCAUGAGAAUCCGCCGUUUUUGAAGUAUCGGGAAUGGACAAAGCAAUACGGUCCAGUAUGGGGCUUCACCGAGGGUCCACAACAAACCAUGGUAAUCUCUGAACCGGAAAUGGUAAACGAGAUUUUCAACAAGCAAUUCGAUAACUUCUACGGUAGAAAACUUCGCCCAAUCAUUGGUGAUCCAGAGAAAGAUAAGAGAGUCAACUUGUUCGCUGCUCAAGGAAAAAGAUGGAAGCGGUUGAGAGCAAUGUCGAGUCCAUCAUUCUCAAAUAACAGUUUGAGAAAAGUGAAGACUACGGUACAAGAAUGUGGAACUGAGAUACUGUGGAAUAUUGAGAAGAAAGUGGCGAGUGGAGAGGAUAUUGAUAUGUUGUUAUUCUACCAAGAAUACACACUUGGAGUUAUUAGCCGUAUUGCUCUGGGACAAUCCGAAUCUAAAAUGUUCCAGAAUCCAUUGCUCCCGAAGGUUAAAGCGAUCUUCAACGGAUCAUUCCAUCUCUUCCUUCUUACUGGUGUCUUCCCACCACUUGCCGCCUUAAUCCGGAAAAUGUCUAAAUCCCUUCCAGCAGACUUUGUGCCUGCAUUCAAGAUUUUCGAUCUUAUUGAGACAGCAGUAGAAGCCAGAAUUGCUCAACGAGAAGCGGAUGCAAAGAAUGGAAUUGAGCCGGGAGAGCCACAAGAUUUCAUCGAUUUAUUCCUCGACGCCCGUUCUGACGUGGAUUUUUUCGGAGAGAAAAAUGAUGACUUCUCUAAAUCAGUUGCAAUGAAAGUGAAUAGAGAACUAACUUUUGAUGAGAUCGUAGGACAGUGCUUUGUCUUUCUGGCUGCCGGAUUCGACACCACUGCUUUGUCGCUCUCAUAUGCCACGUAUCUAUUGGCAACCCAUCCAGAAAUUCAAAAGAAACUUCAAGAAGAGGUGGACAGGGAGUGCCCGGAUCCAGAAAUCAAUUUCGAUCAGCUGUCGAAAUUGAGGUAUAUGGAAUGUGUAAUGAAAGAAGCUCUGAGAUUGUACCCACUAGGUGUGACAGCUAACACCAGAAAAUGCAUGCGAGAAACCACAAUCGAUGGUGUCACUUUCGAAGAAGGAAUGAAUAUUCAAGUGGACACGUGGACCCUCCAUCAUAAUCCUAGAGUAUGGGGAGAGGAUGUGGAAGAUUUUAAGCCAGAGAGAUGGGAAAACUCAGCGUCCGAGCAUUUGGAGCACAAUGGGUCUUACAUCCCAUUUGGCUCGGGACCCCGUCAAUGUAUCGGAAUGCGUUUGGCUCAGAUGGAGCAGAAAAUACUUUUGGCUCAGAUUUUGAAAGAAUACUCGUUCCGGACAACAAAAAAUACGCAGAUUCCAUUGAAACUCGUCGGGAAGUUGACGUUGUCCCCGGAAAGUGUGAUAGUGAAGUUGGAGCCGAGGAAAGAUCUCUUGUAA